This is a messenger RNA of Anopheles coluzzii, 2005 nucleotides long. RefSeq lists its product as uncharacterized. The record is from RefSeq and is a predicted model, not a curated record. The coding region runs from base 2 to 2002 and encodes 666 amino acids. Lineage: Eukaryota; Metazoa; Arthropoda; Insecta; Diptera; Culicidae. Gene Ontology annotation, molecular function: RNA polymerase II cis-regulatory region sequence-specific DNA binding; DNA-binding transcription factor activity, RNA polymerase II-specific. Gene Ontology annotation, biological process: regulation of transcription by RNA polymerase II; cell differentiation; anatomical structure morphogenesis. The transcript is spliced from 2 exons.
AAUGAUGCAUCCGGUUAUGACAUCUCCACUUGACCUCCGGCCGUCGGGAUUGCUCUCGAUGAGCGUCUCACCUACGCAUAACGCCUCCCUGAACGAAUCAUCGACCCACUCACAGCAGCAGCACUACCAUGCCCAUCAACAUCUUCAGAGCAUGGUGCAGUCGCACCAGAGCCAUCAUCACAACCAGCACCAGCAGGCACCGUCGGGACAGCGGUCCAGUGGUGCAAGCCGCAACCGGUCGCGCAGUACUUCUAGCUCCGACAAUGGAACACCGUCCAGUGGACAGAAGCCCCAACAGCAGCAGCAGCCCGAUUCGGACAAUGGCACCGAAGCGGGAGAAGGUGCAACGUCGGGUGGUGGUGGUGGCAAAUCCGGCAGCCAUCGAUCGCAAAGUCUAGUGAAGCCACCGUACUCCUACAUCGCCCUGAUCACGAUGGCUAUCUUACAGUCGCCCCAGAAGAAGCUGACGCUUAGUGGAAUAUGCGAGUUUAUUAUGACACGGUUUCCCUACUACAAAGAAAAGUUCCCCGCCUGGCAGAACUCCAUCCGGCACAAUCUCAGCCUGAACGAUUGCUUCAUCAAGAUCCCGCGCGAACCGGGCAACCCGGGCAAGGGCAACUUCUGGACGCUGGAUCCGCUGGCCGAGGACAUGUUCGACAAUGGCAGCUUUCUGCGACGUCGGAAGCGCUACAAACGCACCACCCUCGCCCAAAGCAUGGCUUUCCCGGGCGUGUUUGCGCCGUUCGCACCGUUCUGGAUACGCAAACCGGUGCCCGUGAUUCCGAUGCAUCAGUUCGGACCGGCGCACGCGGCGGCAGCGGCUGCUGCUGCUGCGUCCGCUUCAGUCGGAGGGUUUGGCGGUGAUGGUGGACCACUGGGAGCGGCACUGGGACCGGGCCGGGCGGGUGAUUUCCUGCUCGAUAGCAAACUGAACCUGUUCGGGACGGUCAAGAUCGAUGAUCUGAACGUGGCGAUGAUGGAGAACAGUGACUUUCUGCAGCGAAACGUGGAUAGUCUGAAGAUCUCGAGCGCAAUGAACAAGUUUUUCCACGGCUACCAUCAGGGACAGAGCGGGAGUAGCAGUGGCGGAGGUGCUGGUGGUGGUGGUGGUCCACUGAUCGAUCUGUACGAAGAUGGACCUCAUCCGGCCAGUCUCGGCGGGGUGGUGCAUCCGUGCAAUGGGGGACUGAUGCGCGAAGGUAUGUCGUACCCGUACGGAGGACACAAGCUUGCGGGUAUUAGUUCGUCUCGCAUAGGUGAUCCGACCGAUCCUCACGCCGAACGACGCGGUGACUACGGUGCAGAGGACGAACCGAUCUCGGCCGAUCUCGACCUAUCCAGCGACGAUCGGAUCGAUGUGGAAAGUGAGGACGACUACAAAUCGCCGGCAGAGCGUGGCGCUUCCGGUACGCUCACUUACCACGAGAUGCUUCUGAACGGGCGCAAAUCAACGCCAAUGGAUGCACCACCAAACUCUACUUCUCCUUCUUCUCCUCUGCCACCACCACCACCACCAGCACAACCUCCUGUGCCGGCAGCACAUCCUUCGCCCACGAUCGAACCGUCCGGUGAUUACUCCCCCCACUGUAGCCCUUCCCGGAUGGCGCGCGACUCGGACGAUUACUACAUCGAAGAAGACGAACAGUCCGAGAAGGGUAGCAGUAGUAGUAGCGGCAGCAGCAGCGUCGGUGGUUCUCUGGAAGAAUCACAACCACAGUCUGGCAAGGAGCGGCGGCAACAUCAUCAUCACACACACUUCUACACCGAGCUGCAACCGUCCGGGCUGGUGUCUGGGGCGGUGGAACAGCCACUUCACGGGAGAGUUGUUCCCUCGGCCAACGGAACGCAUCCUACGGACGCCGGCACUAGCCCCGGGUAUGGUGAGACGACGAAGCUGUUUGAUGGAACCGAGCCGUCGUUUGCUUCCCGCAAGCGAAAGUACGGCAACACGAAGGGCUUUAGCAUAGAGAACCUCAUCGGCUGCAGCGUGGAGGAUGGAUGAAUG